This is a messenger RNA of Scutellospora calospora, 132 nucleotides long. NCBI's taxonomy places the organism in Eukaryota, Fungi, Glomeromycota, Glomeromycetes, Diversisporales, Gigasporaceae. The record is from the annotation of a GenBank genome assembly.
AAUAAAAAGCAUCCUGACAAUUUUUACCAAGUUAUAACUCUUCUGAAAAGAGAUUAUCUUUUAUUUAAUUUACAUUCUUCAUCUCUUGAAGGACAUUUUGAAACUAAAAGAACUAUUGAACAAGCAAUUUAA